AUGUCCCUCAAAUCCCUCACUCUCUGGACUCUCCAGGGCCACGCCGGCAGCCCCAACCCCUGGAAGGUCCUCAUGAUCCUGGAAGAGCUCCAGCUCCCCUACGAGCUUCAGUCGGUCGAUUUCAACGACCUAAAGAAGGAGCCCUACGAAUCUAUCAAUCCCAACGGUCGUGUCCCCGCCCUCGAGGAUCCAAACACCGGUAUCCGCAUCUGGGAAUCUGGUGCCAUCCUCGAGUACCUGGUAGACACAUACGACAAGCAACACACCAUCAGCUUCGCCGCCGGCUCGAAGGAGUAUUACGAGAGCAAGCAGUGGCUCCACUACCAGACGUCCGGCCAGGGACCGUACUUUGGGCAGGCCGCCUGGUUCACGGUCUACCACCCCGAGAAAGUACCCAGUGCGGUGGAGCGCUAUGUUAACGAGAUCCGUCGUGUCUCGGGUGUGCUUGAUCGAUCGCUCCAGGGUAAGGAGUACCUCAUUGGUGACAAGUACAGCUAUGUGGAUGCUGCUUUUGUGCCAUGGUUCGAGGUGGCUGCGCUCUUCUGGUCGGAAGAGAUGGAUCUUGAGAAGAGUUUCCCGAACGUUCAUUCCUGGUUGGACCGUAUCAAGGCUCGUCCGGCUAUUGCUAAGACUAUUGAUGAUAAGGCUAAGGCUGCGGCUGCGGCUGCGGCUGCGGAGGGGAAAUAA
This is a messenger RNA of Penicillium brasilianum, 687 nucleotides long. The record is from the annotation of a GenBank genome assembly. Lineage: Eukaryota; Fungi; Ascomycota; Eurotiomycetes; Eurotiales; Aspergillaceae.